Molecule: messenger RNA, 5908 nt
Organism: Phyllopteryx taeniolatus (common seadragon)
Lineage: Eukaryota; Metazoa; Chordata; Actinopteri; Syngnathiformes; Syngnathidae
Exons: 6
Coding region: 3593-5533 (646 amino acids)
Biological process (GO): positive regulation of cell size; positive regulation of translation
Source: RefSeq, a predicted model, not a curated record
AUGUGCCUUGCAAAUGGCUGGCAUCAAGUCCAGGGUGUACCCCACCCCUUGUCCAAAGUCAGCGGCGAUAUCCUCCAGCUCGCCCACGUCCCUUACUUAUAGUUGUUAGUACUUUGGUCAGGAGAUUAGAGCCUGCACCUCGCUGUCCAUCCAGGCGUGAGUAUGUUGACAGCUGUAGACCUGUCAAAUGUGAUGGAUGAAAUAAAAAGCUGUGAGUAGCCGUCCAAUCAGAUAUGUUCAGCGCUGCAGACCCCACCCUAAAAGUUCCUAAACCUUUUCGAAAGUACCCAGAGCAGGGACUCUCAGGAGUUGGCAAAUCUACCAGUAGUUGGUGGUCGGCCGUGCAUUUGGUACUAAGUGGGGACUGACCCGAUUUAAUUCACCUCUUAAUACAACCACUAUCACUUAUUAUAGAAACCAUCAAUACUGUACAAAAACGAUAGCUCACGAUGUCUAGGUUUUCUGGAAAGGUCCACCUUAAAAUUGGAUUUUAAAGUACUGUGUGUCAGAGAACAAGUCAAUUGCUUCUCCUGUCAGCCAUCGUGGGGGUAAAAAAAAUUCAAAUGUAUUAAGGUGUGCAGAUUGCUGCAGACGUGUUUUGCAAGUCGAACCUGGCUGUAACAGUUUUGCUCUCACCAACCAAUCAGAGGAUGAAAAAAUGCUGACAUUAUUGUGGGCCAGUUCGAAGGUCCUCUGAGGCGAAUUUGAAAUUGCAUUAGUUAAAGAAACAGUCCCAUUGCUGGCAUAGUUUAAGUUCAGAUCUCAGCACAUAGAGACUGAAAUCGGAUCCAUCCACGUGAACGUACUGGAACAGGUGCAGUCAAGAGAAAUGCUCCAAAAUGAAGAGAAGAGACUUUUAGAAAACUCUGACUAACCAAAAUCACAAAGUUUUAAAAAUCAGUUUCAGAUUUGAGUUGAAAGCUGUGUUGUGUCAACAGCCCCAUCAGUCACAGACAUUGGACACAUUAACAUAAUAGAAGAACAGGAGGCAACCUGAGCAGAGAGGCUGCUCAGCCAACCUGAAAUGGACUGAAGUGAGAUAGCUAACUAUUAUUCCCAUGACUGUGUCAUUCGCCGCCGUGUUAUUUAAGGACCUCUUCCAAGAGGCCGGCUGAUUGGAGGAAAAUUGAGCCUUUCAAAAGACAUAAAUUCAAGGUCUAAAAAGAGCAAUAAAUAUAGAGUGCUGUGCAAAAGUCUUUGGCCAUCACUAGCUUUGCUGUUUUAUUGGCUUGAGUUAUUUUGAUAUAUUGUAGAACUAAUGCAAUUAACAAUAUUAUGCAAAAACCAGGGUGAAUGAUGCCUCGCACCCAAAGUCAACUGGGACAAGCUCCAGCACACAGGUGACCCUAAUGAAGACAAGUGGUAUCCUGUAGAAAAUAGAUGGAUGAAAGUUUUUUUUUUUUUUUUUUUAAACCUGUCCUGUUCAGCUGUAUUGCCUUGCAGAAUGGUGGCUCUGUAUGCCUUUUGUGCUGGAACAGUUUUGCUGUACAACGGGAAUUAGAAAUACUCCCUCUGCAUUUAGUGAAAAUGCACCCGGACAGAGAAGGGCUUUAGCGGACAGACAGAGGGACAGAGUGGACAAGGGGAAUAGGGGUGAGAACCACAGUAGAACAAUAGCGAGAGUGUGAACAACUGAAGGGGAAAAAAAAAAAAGAUGGAUGAAACUUUUGCAACGGACAUUUGCAUUAAUUAGGGACAUGUCGGCGGGACGGUGAAUGACUGGUUAGCACAUUGGCCUCACAGUUCUGAGGACCGGGGUUCGUAUGUCAAGGCACAACUGUAUCUCUUGAAAUUGUGCAGGUGUAGCUUAUAAAGAGUCCAGUGAUUGUAAAUGGUAAAUUGGCUUUAACUUGUUCAAGGCAGUCAAAGCACUGAGUGCCUUGAGAACAAUGAAUCACAACAUAGGGAACACUACAUUUGUAUUUUCAUAUUAUUCUGUUACUUAAGUGUGACAUUUUCAUGAGACUGAGGCCUGAACUUCUGCUCGCUAACCAACAUACAGUAGUUGUGUAUAUGAAUCUCUCCAUGUGCAAAAGCAGAGCACACACUUUACAGUGCAUGCAUUCAUUGUGAGUUUGUCAUUCACUAUAGAGCAUCCUCGUGAUAGCACAGAGGCAGACUUUGUGCACACUCUGCAUGCACCAGUAUGCCGUGCGGCACAAGAAAGCUCCACAGGAUUAAGAGAAGCCGCUCUAUUACUCUUUAUUGUUUUUUUGUUUUUUUUUAUCCAGACUAGCGGUCAUUACUGGCUGACAGCAGUCUGUCGACAUGUAGGCGGGAAUCUUCUUAGCUUGCAGAUUACAAUCCCCCCCACUAGCCCCCCGGUGUCUAUAUUCUCCUCCCCUUCAUGUACCUGCACAUGUCACAGGAUGUAAGCAUAUCAACAGGGCAUUGGCAGAGGAAUACAUUGGAGUGCUGACUUGCAGAAUGACACACGCUUUGAGUUGCUCGUUGCUGAGUGACAGCAAAACUGUCAGGGAUGUGAUGCCAUCUUUUCAUGGGGGAGGGUGGGACGCGGGCAGCCGCAUGAAUAGCGAGGAGGGUACCUGGGAGGCAUCUCUGGGCUUGUCAGACACAAGAAAUCUGAUCCACGCUGCCAAGAAUGACUACUUGUGUGACGAGGAAAGCUGAAAAUAGCAAAUUACAAAUGAAAGUUGCUUUGCAGAAAGAAACCCCAAGUGGGAUGCAUAACGUGAGACUGUUUAUUGCUCUUUAUAGCUGGACAGCUUGUAGUUUCUGUCAAACUGCUGAUGCCUGAUCUUGUAGGUUGCAAUUAUUUGCCCUUUUCCACCUCCCGCAUCUCUCCCCUAAAACCCCCUCUGGUAGCCAAAGCAGCAUUUAAUUGCGGAGGGCUGAGCCGGGGUAAGGAGUAAUCAGAUGAGGACGCAGGCAGGGGGAGUCACGUGGGCACACAUUCUGACUAACCACGGAUUAAUAACUGGUAUCUUGAUUGGAGUUCAGCUGCUCUCCCUCCUGGAGCGGGAGGGAGGAAGGGGUGGCGGAGUGACGAAAAGGCAAGGAAAAGCGAGAAGAGUGGGACCGUUACAAUGACACAAGACGAUAAAGGACUGGCAGUGGCGAGAGAAAAACAGGGAGAGAUGAGGGCAGCGAGUUAGAGUCGUGAGAGGGAGUGGGAGGAAGAAAGAGUGGGAAUUGGAGGCAGUGCAGUGCAGAGCAAAGGGGGGGGGGGGAGUGGGGGGGCAGGGAAAAGAGAGAGAGCGAGAGAGCUGUAGAGACGAGAAGCCUCUGCUGCUGUGAGCCAGUGAGACGCUGGAGGGGUGGAAGAAGAGACGCAGGUCCAAAAGAGGGGCUGAGGGGCUCCAGAGGCAGCAGUCCGGGGAGAAGGCAGAAAAAGGAGGCAGGGUGAUAACAGGAAACAAGCCUCGGGUGGUUUAGGAAUGAGCUGCAAGUGAGAGCAAAUUGGAGAAAAGUUGUACAGAAAAAGGCAGGAGCGGGAAGCGAAGACAGAUUGCGGAGUAACAGCCUAAGUUGAUGGUAAAAGUGGGAGGAGAUUUAUGGCAAAAGAGAAGGAAGCUCUCACCAUCUCAGGAGUCCUUCCCCCCCGUGCUUCUCGUGGACAUCAUCCGUCAGCAUGUUCUCUGACAGCAGGGCUCCGGCGGCCAGGGAGCACAGAACAUUCAAGCCUCACGCCCCUCACUUCAUCCCGUGGCUGCGCAACAGUCUCAAGCCCCAGCAAAGUGGUGAUCUGGGGCUCAACGGGCCGUACAAAUCUAAUCCCGAGCUCCAUCACAACCUGGCCCCUCUGGAGAGAACCAAAGGGAUCGGGAUCUUCUCCAUCCCGGGGAAGAACAAGGCGAAGAAGAGUGAGCUGCGUUGCAAUGGCGUGGGAAUGGCUAGGAUGCUGCCGGUGGUACUGAGGGGCCAUCACAUCUUGGGGAAACAGAAGGAAGGCAGCCCCACAAAGCUCAAGCACUCCUCGGAAGUGGAACUAGAUCCCAUUAGCCACGCGAGCCUCAGUGACUCUCCGACAUCUGGCUCCCCGGUCGCAAAAUACGGUCCCCUUGUGGAAGGUCCCCCGGUUCCUGCACCUGCUCUUCUAAUCGAGGGUCCAGACUCUAAGGUUGGCGUCUGCAUGGACGAGAGGAGGGAGGACAUUUGGGACUACACCAGCCAUGUUAUUCAUCAGAGAGACCUGCAAUCAUCUGUCUGGCUCAGUUCAAAUCCUCAGGGAGCCUCAAAAGUUGGACAGCGUGGCUUCAGAUCCAGUUUCAGCCGGAACUGCCACAGCCAUAGAGAUCUGAGUGUGCUCAGAGAUCCACCUGUGGAGGGCUCCAGUGCCCCGCUCAAUGGAGUCAUUUUCUCCACUGAGGUUCCUCACAAAGGUCUGGGCUUUACCACCACUCUGCGAGGUCCAGGGAAACACGGCAAGCACAUCGCAGCAUUGGGCCCGAAUCAUGCCAGGUGGGUCCGGCACAAACCAAAGAGUGAGGAAGAAUCACACAGAAAGGGGCCGGAUUGCAAAAGAAAAGUGGUUCGGAACCAGCUGAAGCGAGUGAUGGACAACCUGGAGCAGGUUCUGACUGCACUGAGGGAUGUUCAGCAGGAAAUGAAAGAGAUGCUGCUCAAGGCUCAGCUGGACUACUUUUCAUUAUCCAUUUAUGGUCGGGGCCCUCGCGUUGCACAUUAUCCGCAUUUCAUCUGCAUCCGCCGGGUCAGUGAUAAAUCUCAGGUGGUCCAUCAGAUCGAUUAUCUGACCUCCUGCAUAGACCUGGAUGAAGAACAGCAGUAUCAGGCAACAGGAGGCGAGAGCUGCUCCUCUUCGGGCUCCCAUGAGGUGACGGUGAUCAGCGCUUAUCCGAGGCCCUCGGUGUCCGUCGACCACCGAGGAGCCACUUUCGCCCUGAGGAGAGACCAUCCCAGCGGGGGAAGAUCGCCUCCAAUUGAGUUGCCAUGCCAACUGGGCACUGAGUUGACCAGAACUCUUCGGUUUGAAAGUUCUCCCCAACGAGGAGGGCUGCUAACGUUGGUCAACAAUCCCGAUUUCUCUACUCAGCCGCUCCCCACAGUGUCCCCUCAAAGAAGUCUCCCCGUUCGGCCGCCCACACCCGGACUCUCCCCGCUGACGGUCAAUCUCCAUGCGCCUGGCAGCCCCAAGUCUCCUCCGUCCUCUCCAGGAGGCUCGUCCUCCGUCAUGAUCAGCCCCAUCUCCCCGGUGUCCCCAAAGUGUCAUCCGACCGCCGUGCUCGGCCCAUCUGUCAUCAUCGAGCUGCCGCGAAGCGACCACCAGGCGACCGUGCGCUUCUGUCGAUCCGCGACAUCUCGACACCCGCCUGCCAGCUGCCCACCCACGGACUCGGAAACGCCGGCACACGCCGACAAAGAGAGGCGAGCGUCCUCGGCGGGGCCGCCUCUCGCCGGGGCUGCGAGACCGCCAUCGCGGCAAGGCUGCAGGGCUCGCAAGCCUCCGCCUUACCCUCAUCACAGACUCUCAGACGCUGCAAAGACACUGCAGGAUCCCCGCAAAGCUCCUCCGUACCCCGAGAAGAGAAGACUGCUCUCAACCAUGGUGUGAGACUGCGGCUCCUCCAACAAUGAUUUCCAUCCAACAGGAGAGUUUCAAGGCCGGGCCACAUCGAGCUGAGACAGACCAGGUUUCCAAGGUGACAGGACAUAGACUUGGGCCAUCACCUGGAUGUGGUUUACUUCCUGUUGGGACCACCGAGGGAUGCCUGACUGGUGGUUGGGGGGGCCUGCUAAAACCAUUUCCUCAACCUACAUGGGCCGCUGGUGGAGCGAGAGGUGACCCAGCAAAGCAAACAAGGGAGGUGGCAGGAACACCGAGAGAACGUCCUGAAUGGUGGAAGGAGGCGUGGCCACAACAAUUGCUCAGGAAGACAAUCCAAAAACAUCAUCUCUCUCAUGAAACCCAAAUAAAGUUUCAACCUUU